Molecule: messenger RNA, 1316 nt
Organism: Phycomyces blakesleeanus NRRL 1555(-)
Lineage: Eukaryota; Fungi; Mucoromycota; Mucoromycetes; Mucorales; Phycomycetaceae
Exons: 4
Molecular function (GO): ATP binding; metal ion binding
Source: RefSeq, a predicted model, not a curated record
AUGGCUGGAUACCAAGCCAAAAAGAUAUUGGUUGCCAACAGAGGUGAAAUCGCCAUCAGAAUAUUAACUGCAGCCACAGAGCUUGGAUUCGAGACUGUCGCUGUAUUCUCAGACCCUCAAGAUACAUCCCACUGCGAUGCAGCACAUAUCUCUAUAAGGAUUCGUAGUGCCGCCUCCUUCCUUGACCCAAAAGAGAUAAUAGAAGCCGCCAAAAGUGUAAAUGCCUAUGCCAUCCAUCCAGGAUAUGGGUUUUUGUCAGAAUCGGCCGAAUUUGCUAACCAAUGCCAAUCACAAGGAAUACUUUUUAUUGGUCCAUCCCCAGGCUGUAUUAAAGCAGUAGGUGAUAAGAUAUCAGCUCGGCAAGUCGCAAUUGCAGCACAUGUUCCUGUUAUACCUGGAACCGAGCACUCGUUAUCCACUCCAGCUGAAGUUUACACAUUUGCAGAAAGAGUUGGCUAUCCAGUGAUGUUGAAGGCGCGCGAUGGUGGAGGUGGGCGUGGUAUCCGAAUGUGUCUUGGGCGUGAAGAUGUCGAGGAUGCAUUGAAGAGGUGUAUCAACGAGUCACCUUCCAAGCAAGUGUUCUCUGAAAAAGCAAUACAAGGUGCAAAACACAUCGAAGUUCAGGUAAUGGGUGAUCGACACGGAAAUGUCAUCCAUUUAUUCGAAAGAGACUGUUCGGCCCAAAGACGCUACCAAAAGGUUUUAGAGGUGGCCCCUUGCCCAUCACUUAACAAGGACCUAGCCAAAGAAAUCCAUGCUGCUGCAAUUCGAAUUUGUAGACACAUCAAAUACGAUUCAGUGGGAACAGUUGAAUUUCUCGUUCAUCCAGAUUCCAAUAGUUUUUAUUUUCUUGAGGUCAACCCUCGCAUCCAAGUCGAGCACACCAUCAGCGAACAGAUUACACAUGUUGAUAUUGUCCAGACUCAAAUCAAAAUUGCACUUGGCCAAAGUCUUGUACAGAUGGGAUUAAAUCAAGAUACUAUCCAGCCGAGUCGCUUAGUAGCAAUCCAAGCUCGAGUAGUAGCCGAGAAUCCUAUGCAUAAUAAUAUGCUCUCGGUUGGAAAGAUAACCGACCUUCGUUUCCCAACCGGUCAUGGUAUCCGUGUUGAUACUUGGGUCAAAUCUGGAGCUACAGUAAUUCCGACUUUUGAUUCAUUACUAGCCAAGGUUAUUGUCACUGGACAAUCUUUUGACGAUGCCCUUUCCAAGCUGGAUAAUGCUCUCAAGAACACAGUAAUUACCGGAGUUAAUACCAACAUUGAUUUCUUACGCGCAUUAUUAUCAGACGCUGAUUUCUUUGAAAAUUCCAUGUCUAA